Molecule: messenger RNA, 2790 nt
Organism: Porites evermanni
Lineage: Eukaryota; Metazoa; Cnidaria; Anthozoa; Scleractinia; Poritidae
Source: the annotation of a GenBank genome assembly
AUACCUAACAAAACUUUGUUAUCCCCAAGGGAACCAAUGAAAUCUUGGAUCAUGGAGCUGUGGUUACAAAAUCACAAAGAAAACGAGUGGCCACUGGAAUUAUCCAUUUGUCAGCAGAAUGCCGUUCAUGUAACAAAUGCCAAGAGAGACUACACAACAGAAGAUAUCGAAAGAAUGUGCCCUGUUUCAUUCUUUGCAAAGCACAAUUACAAGUAUGUGGAGACGGCAUCAGCCAGCCAUAGUGUGGAUGAUGAAUGUUACGCAAGCUGCUCUUCUGAAGGAGGCUCCUUGGACAGAAGACUAGAAUACCAUGAUAUAACUGACGGCAGGAUAAAUGCCACUUUUUUCCGUGACACUGGAGAGUGCCGUGGAGGGUACGAAGAACCAAUAGUAUCCACCUAUUGUGAAACAUCGGGAGAGAAGAAAGGCAUCGAAAGUUGUCAGAAUGCUUUCACGGUGCCUCUAAACCCUAAAAGCCAAACUGAAGCCCCUUUCUACGAGUCAGUUGAUUUGCCUUUGUCGAAUGAGCAACUUUUGGCCCCCAUGCACAAUACAUCAGUCGUUUCGCGCGGUACAACAACAACAAUAACACGCACUUCAGUCGCUGAGAAAACAGAGGGAUGUGAAAAGUCUUUAAAAACUAUGCCAAACGGUAGUUUGGGUUAUUUGAGCCCUUUGGAAAAAUACUCUGAUGGGGGAAAUUUGUCUAAAAGUCUUCCCGUUAAAGAAAGCAGGUCAUCUAGUCUUUUUUACAGUUCUACUGAUGUUUCGCCGAGCACAAGAUCACACAGUGUUAAUUUCAAAGGAUGCAGUGCUGACGCAAAUCGUCCUAUGGGUGGUAUGGGAAGAAUCGAAGCUCAGCCAACGUCAAAGCAUAAUUACAAAUAUGUGGAGACGGCAUCAGCAAGCUAUGGUGUGGAUGAUGAAUAUUACGCAAGCUGUUCUUCUGAAGGAGGCUCCUUGGACAGAAGGCUAGAAUAUCAUGAUACAACUGACGGCAGGAUAAGUGCCACUUUUUUCCGUGACACUGGAGAGUGCCGUGGAGGGUACGAAGAACCAAUAGUAUCCACCUAUUGUGAAACAUCGGGAGAGAAAAAAGGCAUCGAAAAUUGUCAGAAUGCUUUCACGGUGCCUCUAAACCCUAAAAGCCAAACUGAAAACCCUCUCUACGAGUCAGUUGAUUUGCCUUUGUCGAAUGAGCAACUUUUGGCGCCCACGCACAAUAAAUCAAUCGUUUCGCGCGAUACAGCAAAAACAAUAACACGCACUUCAGUCGCUGAGAAAACAGAGGGAUUUGAAAAGUCUUUAAAAACUAUGCCAAACGGUAGUUCGAGUUAUUUGAGCCCUUUGGAAAAAUACUCUGAUAGGGGAAAUUUGUCUAAAAGUCUUCCCGUUAAAGAAAGCAGGUCAUCUAGUCUUUUUUACAGUUCUACUGAUGUUUCGCCGAGUACAAGAUCACACAGUGUUAAUUUCAAGGGAUGCAGUGACGACGCAAAUCGUCCUAUGGGUGGUAUGGGAAGAAUCGAAGCUAGGCCAACGUCAAUAGCUAAUGCAAGUAACUGUUCAAAUCCCGAAAACAUGAAAUGUGACGUUCCAUCGACACCAAUAAAAUUAAAGAACACGACAUUACGAGAUCCAUGUUCCGUUGAAAAGACAAAAAGUACGAAACGUACCAAACGUAACUGGACUGACAGCGUUCACUACUCCUCUGUAGAGUUAGUUGGAAGCACCUUGAAUUGCGAAAAUGGAAAUUCGUCCAAGACAGAAAACAGCGCAACAUAUGCUGGACUGCAUGAGUGUUGUUCCGCAGAGUAUCAAGUAUUGAUCUCUAAUCUGAGUAACGUUGAGAGCCACAAGAGUGAGGCUGAAAAUGACUAUGACGACGUCCUCGAUGAAGAUCAAACCAUCAUGAAAAACAAAGAUGACUACUUCAUCUAUGAUGACGUUAUUAGUUUCCCUGUCAAUGGAGGCGAGGUUGUUAAUAGUGGAUUUAACAAAAAAGAUGACUCGCUUAUUGCAGAUUACCCAAACAGGGCAGUUCGUCUAGAACAAAAGAAUGUUUCUGACAACCCACAGAGAGAUGCCAAAGAAGAUAUGAACACAGCUCAAUACCAAAAAGUGAAAUCACUAGAUCAUGACGGAAACUCCAUGAAUGGUAAAAUACAACAGAACUCUUUAGACAACAAACAUCUGAGGCAAUGUCAGAACAAAACUGAAGUGGCUUCAGGCGCUGUUUGCCCCAUUUCUACUAAAAUGCCACAAAGAGCAGAACACAAUUCAGAUCCUCGCGAAUCAGGUCAAAGCAUGGCAGGCCCAGUGAAUCAAGAAGAUGACGUUGUGCGUUAUAAACUUCAACGAAAUACAGCAUCCAACGAACAUACUUUCAUUAACAACUAUGAAAACUUUUCAUGUGAUCUUGAUCAAGGCGAUAACUCCAACUCCAUGCGAAGGAACACAGAGCGAAGGGAGGGGUAUAACAAAUAUGUAGACUGUGAAACUGAAAGUCAAUUUAGUUCAAACCAAAGCAAUGCGAGGAAUUGUUCGUAUGAAAAUGCUACCUACUACCUGGCAACUCCCCCAAGUCAACUUUCUAAAGGGGCAAGAAAGAUUUCUUCUGGUUCACAAGCCAAGAGAAAAAGUAAGAGCUGUCAAAAGAGGCAUAAAGAAAAAACUGACGCUGACAGAGCAUCAGCAGUAGAGGACAUGCAUAGUACUUCAGAGCGCCCCAUGCAGAAUCAAAGUCUCAUGGCUCGGCUUAAUGAUCCUGAAUUGAAUAUAAUACAAUUUUGA